AUGGGUUGUAUAGGAUUUGACCAGCACUGUAGGAACUUAGAAAAAUUUAUGGGUAAACCACCCACACAUUAUGAUGUUUUGAUGAAGACACAUGGCACUCCUGAAUCGAAGAAAAUAUAUUUUGAGGGAAAUCAUGAAAAUCUCGAAUAUUGCUCACAGACGGCCAAAGAAGCACAUGAGACAUAUCUGCAGGGGUUGGUCAACAAAUACGGUGAAGAUCCUGCAAACCAUAAGGAUGAUGUAGAUGUAUGGGACGAAAGUCAACCUAGAAGAAAAGGAAAGAAGAAGGGUGCUACCUAUAGGGUAGGAGCAUCAGAUAUACAUUUUUUGGUUUUACGGACUCCAUCUUCCCAAUCCGCCUAG
This is a messenger RNA of Lactuca saligna, 363 nucleotides long. The record is from the annotation of a GenBank genome assembly. Lineage: Eukaryota; Viridiplantae; Streptophyta; Magnoliopsida; Asterales; Asteraceae.